Molecule: messenger RNA, 8362 nt
Organism: Priapulus caudatus
Lineage: Eukaryota; Metazoa; Priapulida; Priapulimorpha; Priapulimorphida; Priapulidae
Product: neurogenic locus notch homolog protein 1-like
Biological process (GO): Notch signaling pathway; regulation of developmental process; heterophilic cell-cell adhesion
Cellular component (GO): protein-containing complex; plasma membrane
Molecular function (GO): protein binding; calcium ion binding
Source: RefSeq, a predicted model, not a curated record
GUGCCCGGAGGAGUACGUGGGGGAGUACUGUCAGUUCGCCAACCCCUGCCACAGCGCACCGGGCCCGCGCUGCCAGAACGAGGGCGUCUGCAAGGUGUUGCUAAGUGACGACACGGAACCGCGCUUCCACUGCACGUGCCCGCUCGGUUACACGGCGUCGCUGUGCGAGAUUUCGAUAGACAACGCGUGCGUCGACAACCCGUGUCAGAACUCCGGCACGUGUCGUCUGCUCACGCUGGAAUCGUACAUCUGCGUCUGCGCGACCGGCUACAGAGGUAAGAACUGCGACUUCCCGGACCACUGCGCGCCGCACCCGUGCCGUAACGGCGGCUCGUGUUUCUCGGACGACUACACGGGAACGUUCCGCUGCCAGUGUUCGCCCGGAUUCAAGGGCCGAACGUGCACCGAGGACGUCGACGAGUGCAUGGAGCAGCGUCCGUGCAGGAACGGGGGAACAUGCACCAACCAUGUCGGUCGCUACAUAUGUACCUGCCCGCCGGAGUACACGGGGAAGAACUGUGAGAGCAAGUACAUCCCCUGCAGUCCGUCGCCGUGCAGGAACUAUGGCUCCUGCAUCGUCACCGGCCAGCUGUCGCACCAGUGCCGCUGCCUGCCAGGUUUUACGGGACCGAACUGCGAGGUUAACAUCAACGAUUGUGAACCGAAUCGCUGUCAGAAUGGAGGGCACUGCGUCGAUGGUGUGAACGGAUACACGUGCAAGUGUCCUGACACCUUCACCGGUGAGUACCCUGCUCAUAUAUAUGUACGCACGCACUGCCAGGAGAACAUCGACGAGUGUCGUUCGAGCCCGUGUGAGAACGGCGCCACGUGCACGGACCUCAUCAACGGCUAUCGCUGCGAGUGUCUGGACGGCUGGUACGGGCCGCGCUGCACGAGCGACAAGAACGAGUGCGCAAGCAACCCGUGCGCGAACGGGGGCAGCUGCGAGGAUGAUAAGCAUGGUGUGACGCGGCGCGGUGUGACGUGGCAUGGCGUGACGCAGCAUGGUGUGACGCGGCGCGGCGUGACGUGGCGCGGCGUGAUAUCGCCGUGUCAGAACGGCGGAACCUGCAUCGACGGCGUCGCCGAGUAUCGCUGCAUCUGCGUCGAGGGUUUCGGCGGCGCCCACUGCCAGAUCGACAUCAACGAAUGCGAGUCGGACCCCUGCCUCAACGGCGCCACCUGCCAGGAGUACGUCAACUCGUACGUGUGCACGUGCCCGGCCGGCUUCAGCGGAGUCAACUGCCAGACGAAUGACGACGACUGCACGGAGAGGUCGUGUCUGAACGGGGGAACAUGCUUGGACGACAUCAACACGUAUGCGUGUAACUGCAUGCCCGGUUUCACGGGCGCGUACUGCCAGGACCACAUCAAUGUCUGCGACUCGAACCCGUGCUUCAACGGCGCCACCUGCAUGGAUCACAUCGGCGACUUCACGUGCCAUUGUCCGUACGGCUACACGGGUUCGCUAUGCGAGAACACGGUGGACUGGUGCAACACGCGCAGCCCCGCGUGCUACCAUGGCGCCACCUGUGUACAGGAAAAGAACACGUAUCGGUGCGAGUGCGCGCCGGGAUGGACGGGCAUGAUCUGUGACGUCAGCAUGGUCUCCUGCUAUAAAGCUGCACAGCAGAAAGGAGUGGAGGUGUCUGAGCUGUGUCAGCACGGCGGCACGUGUCUGGACGGGCAGGGCACGCACCACUGCCAGUGCGCGAGCGGCUACACCAGCAGCUACUGCCAGACCGAGAUCGACGAAUGCGCUAGCGCCCCCUGUCAGAACGGAGGCACCUGCAACGACGGCGUCGGCAUGUACAGCUGCGACUGCCAGCCGGGAUUCCAGGGUCUGGACUGCGAGGUUAACAUCAACGAGUGCGCCAGCGCGCCCUGUAGGAACGGCGGAACAUGCAUCGACCGCAUCAACGACUUCAAGUGCGCGUGUCCGAAGGGAACCACGGGUCUGCUGUGUGAGGUCAACCUGCCGGACUGCUUCGAGGGAGCGUGUCACAACGGCGGCUCGUGCAUGGACCAGGUCGGCGGAUUCACGUGCGCGUGUCCGCCUGGUUUCGUCGGCGCCCGGUGCGAGGGAGAUGUCAACGAAUGCCUCGAGGCAAAACGGAACCUGAAGACGCCACCAUAUGUCACGUGGAGGGCACGGGGCGGCAUGGCUGCGGACUGCGUGCAGCUGGUCAACAGCUAUAGCUGCCAGUGUAACUACGGCUGGGAGGGAGAGUUGUGCCAGCGCCGCGUCGACUGGUGCACGCCACGCAACAACCCGUGCCGCAGCGGCGGACGCUGCGUCAACACGCCCGACGGCGGUUACACGUGCCACUGCCCCGAGGGUUUCCACGGUGAGCGAGCUUCACACUCGUCUGUGUGCUCACGUGCGGUACGUGUUCUUGCAGGUUACACGGGGCGAUUCUGCGACCAGGACAUAGACGAGUGCAUGCAGACGUCGCCAUGCCGACACGGAACCUGCAUCAACCUCAACGGCACCUACUCCUGCAUCUGCGACGUCGGCUUCACCGGACGCAACUGCGACACGGACAUCGACGAAUGCCUCUCAUGUUCGGAUCCGUGCGAACACCAGGGAACGUGCGAGAACAUGCCCGGGUCCUUCCGAUGUGUAUGUAACGCCGGCUUCACUGGACCGCGCUGCGAAACUAACAUCAACGAGUGUGAGCGGCGUCCGUGCGUCAACGAGGGCACGUGUCUGGACAAGGAGGGAGGCUACCAGUGCGUGUGCAUGCCCGGGUUCACCGGCGUCCACUGCGAACACAACACCAACGACUGCGUGCCCAACCCGUGCCGCAACGGAGGCAGUUGCCAUGACGACAUCGCCGGAUACAAGUGCUACUGUCCGAGCGGUUUCACGGGCACCAACUGUGAGGUGAACAUAGACGAUUGCCUCGCGCGUCCGUGUCAUAAUGGCGGCUCGUGUUUUGACGCCGUCUCCGGCUACGGAUGCAGCUGCCCGGUAGGAUUCUCGGGGCGGAACUGCGAGAUCAACAUUGACGACUGCGAGAACGUUCGCUGCCAGAAGGGGCGCUGCAUCGAUGACGUCAACGACUUCGAGUGCCGGUGCGACGCGGGUUACACGGGGCGCUACUGCGAGACGGAGAUUAACGAGUGCGACAGCAACCCGUGUCAGUAUGGUGGCACGUGCAUCAACCGCAUCAGCGGCUACACCUGCAGCUGCCCACUUGGAACCAGCGGGAGAAACUGUCAGAUCAACAAGAAUGAGUGUGCGAGUAACCCAUGCCAGCACCGUGGUAAUUGCAUGGAUGGCAUCAACUCCUACGCCUGCGCCUGCUUCCCCGGAUACACAGGCACGCACAUGCCAGGAGAAACAUUGACUGAGAUGUCCAAUCGGGCUUUGUGGUGCUGGUGCGCGGCGGGCACAUUCGCCAUCGGCUGCGAGUACGAGAUCAACGAUGCAAGCCGCAACUCCCGGCGCGAGUGUGAGUACAAGGAGGGAGUGUUCAACCCGUGCGCUAGCAACCCGUGUCAGAAUGCAGCCGACUGCGUGCCGUACAAGAUGGGCUACCAGUGCAACUGUCAGUCGGGCACGGCAGGCCAGCACUGCGAGUACGAUCAGUACGACGACUGCUCAUCCUCACCCUGCCGCAACGGUGGCCAGUGCAUCAACAAAGUCGGUGGAUUCGCGUGCGAGUGUCCGCGCAGCUGGAACGGCGUGCGCUGCGACCAGUACGACCUGGGUUUUAACGGCGGCCUCGGACACAACGUGCCCGUACGCACAGGCAUCACGCCGACCAAUGACGAGAUGCGCUACUGCGAGGAAAACAAGUGCGAGGAGAAGGCCGGCAACGGACGCUGCGACGAGGAGUGUAACACGUACGCGUGUCAGUGGGACAGCCAGGACUGCUCGCUGCACUACGACCCGUGGCAGAACUGUACGCAGGUGGCCGGCGGGCCGCGAUGCUGGGAGGUGUUCGCCGACGGAGUCUGCAACCCGGAGUGCAACAAUCGACACUGCAUGUUCGACGGAUACGACUGCAAUGAGGUCGACCCGUGCAGCCCCAUCAACGACCACUACUGCCUGCGUCACUACGGCAACCGCAUCUGCAACAGCGAGUGUCAGCAGGCGGGCUGCGGCUGGGACGGGCUGGACUGCGACACGGGCGAAGUGUCACUCGUCUCCGGCACGCUCGUCGUCUACCUCCUGCAGCCGCGCGACGCGUUCGAGCGCACCAAGCAGCAGUUUCUGCGCAACGUGAGCAUCGUGCUGCACACGAGCGUGCGUGUGAAGCGAGACGCCGCGGGCCACGAGAUGGUCUACCCGUGGAGCACGGACGAGAUCCAGGACACGGUGUACACGCGGCUUACGCGCCGCCGCCGCCGCUCCUACAUCAUCGGGACCAAGGUGCACCUGGAACUCGACAACCGCAUGUGCGAGGUCGACUUCAAGGACGAGUGCUUCGCGAGCGCCGAGGAAGCCGCCGGCUACCUCGCCGCCGCCUACAGCCGCGAUCCGUCCAACGACGAGCUCGGCAAGCUGUACGCGGUCGGCACGGAGGGGCGACCGACGUCCGCUGCAGCGGCGCCCUCUAACCUCAUCUACGUCUUCAUCGGCGGCACGGUCGUCGUCAUCAUCGUGCUGAUCGUCGGCGUGCUGCUGUCGAGCAAGCGCAAGCGGCAGCGCGGCAUCACGUGGUUCCCCGAGGGGUUCAAGAGGUCGAAGGUCAGCCAGCCGAAGGCGGCGGCGGGGCGCGUGGGGCCGGACGGACAGGAGCUGAGAAAUCCACAAGCACAGCGAUCGAGUCAAGUGGAGGUAGCAGGAAGGAGGGAGAGGAUUCGAUGCCAACCGACAACACGACACUGCUCACAAUUUCCGUCGCCACUGGGGAGUCGGUCCGUGUUCAGAGAGUGGACGAGACAGGGCCUGGAGGCCGACCGCACAAACGGCAUCAAGAAGGGACGGCGUUCCUCCCGCUCGGCCCUGGCAGCGAGCGACUACGUGCGACAGCUGGACCGCGAGCGCAGCCAGUCCUUGACCGCGGGCGGAGCAAAUCCCGCCAAUCCCGCGACCUGCUCGCGCUCACCCCCGCGCACGGUGUCCGCAGCGGCCGACGCCGGGUUCGGGUGUCUCUACGGAGCUGGGCUGCGGGGUGUUGGCGCGCAGGAGCGAACCUCUGACAUCGCCUGCGUCGCAUUUUCGAACGACGGCACCUCGACGCCGAUGAUUACUGGCGCGGGCGCGUCCUACUCGCCGUCGUUGUAUUGUGGCUUCCUGGUUUCGCUAUGUCGGAGCGAGGCUGAAUCGAGGCGCCGACGCUGCGCGACAUCGAACGCCGCGCCGACGACCACGGCAAGACGGCGCUGCACUGCGGCCGCGUCCGCUCAACACCUCGUAUCGUCGCCCGAGGGACGUCACCGACCAGCGGGUUGGAUCGUCUGGUGCGCCGCGCCGAGCGUCGCACACGGAGCCAACCGCGACGUGCAGGACCACAAGGACGAGACUCCGCUGUUUCUCGCUGCGCGCGAGGGCAGCUUCGAGGCGGCGAAGAUCAUGCUCGAUCACUUCGCGAACCCGGAGGUCACCGACCAGAUGGAUCGUCUGCCGCGCGACGUCGCUCACGAGCGUCUGCACCACGACAUCGUCCAGCUCCUCGAGGAGUACGCCGCGCGCAGCCCGCCCGUACAGUCCAUGCUCAACGGCCAGCUGUCUGCCGCCGUCGCCGCCGCCGCCGCCGCGCCAUCCAUCAUGGCCGCCAACGGAGUCUACGCUGCGAUCGGGAAGAGCGGGAAGGCAAAGAAGAGGGUGCAGCGGCAGCACAGCGGGAGACACACGCCUGUGCGCGACACUGGCGCGGCGGCUCCGCGGCCGCCCUCACCCGGCGGCGGCGGCGCGGGGAAGAAGGGGAAGAAGCGGAAGGAUUCGCAGAGCACGACGCUCUCCCCCGGCUCGCUGUCGACGGCGACGCUGUCCCCCCCUAGCCACUACGAGUCAGCGUCGCAGUACGGGUCGCCGGGACACUACGGAUCGCCACUUGCUCCCGCGACGCUCUCUCCCAACACGCUGUCUCCCCCACCGCCGCCGCCACCGCAGCAGCAGCAGCCGGCCUACACGCACUACAGUACGAUACAGGCACUGCAGCAGCAGCAGCCGCAGCAACCCGCCGGCAUGCACAUGAAGGAUUACGACGGUAUCCGAACCCUCAUGCAGCAGCAGCAGCAGCAGCAGCACCAGAUGGCGCCGCAGGGCCACCCCGUGAUGCAUCGCUCCAACUCGCUGCUGCAAGGCGGCGCCGCGAUGCUCGACCUGGGCAUCGUGCAGCAGCAGCCAAUCGCGUCGCAGCCGAUGACGGCGCAGUGGCUCGAUUCGUCGAGCCUCGCCCAGGGCGUCGCGCCGCCGCCGCCGGUGUCGUCGCAGAGCGCUGUCGUCAUGUCGCCGACGCGCAAGAUGUAUCCGACGUCGCCGAUGCACCUGACGGCCAUGCAGAACCAGCACGCGAAGCAGAACCACCAGCAGCAGCCGCAGCAGCAGCACGUUCGCAGCCCCAUGAACUACAGUGCCAACUCGCCCAACUACGCCGACAUGGGCAGCCUAGCGUACACGAACAGCCACGACUCGCAGCAGCAGCAGCAGCAGCAGCAGCAGCAGCAGCAGCAGCAACACUACGGCACCUACGCUCGCAUCGGGCCGGUGGUCGAUAAGUAUCCGACGCCGCCGUCGCAGCACAGCCAGAUGGGCGGCGGCGGCGGCGGUGGCGGUGGUGGCGGAGGCGAGUACACGACCCCGCACCAUCUAUUGGCCCUCGAGCAAUACCCGACGCCAUCGCCCGAAUCGCCCGGCCAAUGGUCGUCGUCCUCCCCGCAUUCCGCGCACUCCGAUUGGUCGGAGGGAAUCUCAAGCCCGCCCACGUCACUGCCGCAGGGGCCGCUGCCGCAUCGAAGUGACAACGGCGUCUACAUAUGAGACGGCGAGGCGGCGCCACCUACGUGUACAUAAGCGAACCGUCAGAGAUGUUAUAUGAAUAUAUUAUAUACGUGCACGUGUGCAAAGACUAACAGCGGCGGAUGUGAGUGAACGUGCCUAAAACUCCCCCUAGUGGCGGGAUUCGAGACUACAGCAACCGAGUCGCGAGACAAACUCGCCGUCUCCCGUCAAACAAGUGAACGCGACAGACUUCGGCGCCAACCGACCGCCGCGGCGAGACGAAUGACGACGAUAAUGUUGUCACGGCGACGUCACGAAACAAUCUUGCAAAGACGCCGGCUUGCGAGUCGCAUCGGGAGACGAGCGGCGACUUCACAAAGCGUGGCGCCAUCUAUGCGUUGGCGCGGCACCGAGCGGCGUGGAGCGUGGUAGGAUAGAGCGGAGCAGUUGGAUCUUAUGGAUUAAAGAUGGCCGCCAACUUUGUCAAGUCACUCUCCUGCGUUGUCGUCGUCGUGAGACGCGGAGAAUGUUUACCACGGCUACCGCCAGGUGUCGCCACCACCGCGUGCAGCGUCAUCGCAGAGUUGUACUGCGCGGUUUCGAUUUUGAGAAUUUUUUAUUUUUAACAUUCCAUUGAAAGUGUAUUUUUUAAACUUCUCAAUUUAGAACAAAAAUGGCGAUUAUUUUACAUAAGUGUGUGUUUUUUUCUCGCGAACGAUUAACAGUGACGAUCCCUAGUGUUGCAACAUCGUCAAACCUUACAUGUUACCCGUUUUUUCUGCGCCUUUUUUCAUUAAAUUACAGGUGCAAUUCUCAUAGGGUCGGUCAAUAUUAUUCGUGUUGUAAUUCACCGUGUUCCGAUUCACUUCGUGUUUAUUUCCCAUCAUCGUUUCUGUGCUGUCACUGAUCCAGUGACAGCAUUCGCUGCCAUAUCCUUCAAACAAGAUUGUAAUUUUCAAACACGCCGUCGAAAAAACGAUAGCCAUUGUUUAUACUCUCUAGGUGAGUCUAUCCUAGCGGGUCUACUGUCUGUCUUGUAAUAAGCAUGUCGCUUUCAUUGACUGCCAACGUCUCAGAGAUGUCCAGUCUGUCUCAUAGAUUAUUAAAUAAGCCGUGUUCAGGCGUGCGUGAGUGCGUGUGCGUGCGUGCGUGCGUGUGUGUGUAUUUGCGCGAGUGCGUAUACGAGUGUGCACGCACCCAUAGGAAUGAUACUGUAGAAAGCUACUAUAGCAACUCGAGUUGCAUUUGUAUAUACUGUUUUUUUCUACUGCCACCAACUUUUUUUACGAUCAUAUUGUACCUGAUGUUUUUAAACGUGCCAUAUUAUUAGGCGCACCCUGCAGAGUGUAAUUAAACUAAUCAGAGUUUUUGAUUAACUUGCGUUAGUUCAUUAAUGAUCACCUGCGUGCGUGUUGUUAAUAUUGUUAUUGUCAGAGAGCUAGUUAUACAGCUAUAUAUAUGUAU